AUGCCGACCUCCUCCAAUGGUUCCGCCUCCUCCAUCGUCGCCGGCACCAUAAGCGGCUACCACACGCUCAAGAUCAGUUGCUACUUGCGCACCAAGCAGGAGACCCCCAAUGGACAGCACAUCGACUCUCGUCCGUUCCAGGUGGGAGGCUGCAAAUGGCGUGUUCGUUACUAUCCCAACGGGAACAAGUCCAAGGACAUUGAUUUCAUAUCCUUGUAUCUCUCACUCGAUGAUACCCUUGCCGAAGGUGAGACCGUGAAGGCAGGAAUUAACUUUAGCCUACUUGACAAAGAUGGGAAGCCAGUGCCGUCAUAUACGUUCUUGACUACCGAGACAAGAGACUUCUCCGUGGGUCGUACAUGUUGGGGACUUGAAAGGUUUAUCGAAAGGGCUGAGUUGGAGAAAUCAGAACAUCUAAAAGAGGAUUCCUUCACUGUCAAGGUCGAUGUUACUAUCAUGGGCCAGUGCCGCGCGCUGGAGACUCCGCUCAUCGUGGUGCCACCGUCUGACAUGCACCGGCACUUCGGGGAUCUCCUGUCGAGCAAGGCGGGCGUUGAUGUUGAGUUCCGAGUCGGCGGGGAGACCUUCUCAGCCCACCGGUCGGUCCUAGCUGCGCGGUCUCCGGUCUUCAGAGCUCAGCUCUUUGGCCCAAUGAAGGAGAGCACUACAGCAAGUGCCAUAGGCAUAGACGACAUGGAGGCACAAGUGUUUAACGCUCUGCUUUCCUUCAUGUACACCGAUGAGUUGCCAGACAUGAAGCAAGAAGAAGAAUACGCCAUGGCUCAACAUCUGCUUGUUGCUGCGGAUAGGUAUGAUCUGGACAGGCUGAAGCUGAUUUGUGAAGAUAUGUUGACAACUCGUAUCGAUAUGAGCUCCGUGGCGACUAUCUUGACAUUGGCGGAUCAGCACCACUGUCCUGAGCUUAAGGAGGCAUGCCUCGUGUUCCUCAGCGAGCCAGCCAAUCUGGAUCAGGCUAUAGAGUCUGUAGGUUUCGAGUUAUUAACCAAAACCUGCCCCGGUGUUAUAAAGGAUUUCCUCAAAUCCCAGGUUAUUCCUAGUUUACUUGGGAAAAGGAAAUCAAGGACAUGA
Messenger RNA from Lolium rigidum, 1089 nucleotides. Its product is annotated as BTB/POZ and MATH domain-containing protein 2-like. The transcript has a single exon. The record is from RefSeq and is a predicted model, not a curated record. Gene Ontology annotation, biological process: protein ubiquitination. Lineage: Eukaryota; Viridiplantae; Streptophyta; Magnoliopsida; Poales; Poaceae. The coding region runs from base 1 to 1089 and encodes 362 amino acids. Gene Ontology annotation, molecular function: protein binding.